This is a messenger RNA of Dictyostelium purpureum, 2466 nucleotides long. RefSeq lists its product as uncharacterized. The transcript is spliced from 2 exons. The annotation marks the transcript as partial. Lineage: Eukaryota; Evosea; Eumycetozoa; Dictyosteliales; Dictyosteliaceae. Gene Ontology annotation, biological process: sexual reproduction. The record is from RefSeq and is a predicted model, not a curated record.
AUAGAUGUUACAAAUAAAACAAGUGGCAAUAUAUUGUAUUUCAACUAUACAAAUAUAGAUAUAGAGACACCGAUUUCAUUAGUUUUAUAUGACACGGUUAGUUUUAAUGAUUUUGUUUUAAAAGAUUUAUGGCCAGCAUUUUGGAACUCAACUAUCAAAAUGUUUCAAGUAGAAUUUUUUGUAAAAGCAAACUACCAUAGUGGUAAAAUUCCAUAUUUUCUAUUUUUUGAUUGGGAAACUAAGCUGCCAAGCUCGAUUUUACCCGAGGAAGCCCAGUUUUCAAUUGUUUCCAAAAACGAAGAUUCCUAUGGUCCAAUUAUUACAUCCUUAAAACAAUUCCCAAUACUUUCAAGAAUAGAUAUAACUCAGGAUACAACUGUGGGUUGGACGUUUGAUAUCAUUGAUGACUAUAAUGGUUUCAAAAGUGGGUUUAUAACUGUAAGAGGCUCUAUUGAUGGCUCUUUGUAUAAUUUUACUAUUUCUCCAUCAGAUGCUAUAUAUGGUGAUAUAUUUAAUGGAAGCUACAAUAUAAACAUUACCAUUUUGUCAAGAUGUAUUUCUCAAGAUUACAUUAUAACCGAUGCCAAACUUUAUGACGAGCAAGGAUACAAUUCUACAUUCUCCCAUGCAAGUUUUACAACCAGUUUUAUUGACUCGCUUUCAAAUCCAUUCAUUUACUAUUAUGGUACAGAGGAAACUCUUUUCAAGAUAUCAACAUUUUGCUCAUCGAGUGAAGAUACCUCACCUCCGGAGCUUUAUUCAUUCGAAAUAAUAAAUGGUCCAAGCCAAACAAACCCUUUGGAUGUAGGUAGCAACUCAAGAGAUUUACAUCUAUCAAUUAAAGCAAAAGAUAAUGAAUCUGGUUUAAAGAAAGGUCAAACUCCAUCAAUUUAUUUUUCAGACUCUAAUGGCAGAGUUCACAAAUGCAAUUACAUUACUUCAAUUAAUGAAAUAUCUGAAUUUUCAAGUGAAUUUAUUUUUAAAUGUACAUUACCUAUUGGAUUUGGAUAUCCAUAUGGUUUAUUUUUACAAGUUUACUCUCUCAUAAAUAAUGGAGGUUACUUCUCUGGCUUCAAUACAAAUGACCUAUCAAACUUAAAUGUUUUAUUCCAAAUACCAUCAUCUUUAAUAACAAUGUCAACAAACUAUCCCAGUAUAUCUGAUUCAGGUAUAAUAACAGUAGAUGGAGGUAACUUAUGGAUAUAUGGUAGAGGGUUUUCCAAUAUUAACCAGAUUACAAUUGUAUUUGAUAAUUCAACAACUCUUUUUACCCCACUUACUAUUAACAAAAACUAUAACGGCGCCUUAUAUUUAUCGAACAUACCUUCUGAUUUAUCACCAUUUUAUUUAAAAUUUGAAUUCCAAACCAAUAAAGUUCAAAUUGAUCCAUUCAAAAUUAUUCCCUAUCCAAAGAUAGAAAUUGUUGAUAUUCCUGAUGAAUCCGAAGAACUACCAGUAAAUCCAGAGCAACAAUGCCAAGGUGCCCCAAGGUGUAACGGUCCUACAAAUGGCUAUUGUUCAACAACAGGUUGUAUUUGUUAUUCCCCUUGGAUUGGUAAUGACUGCUCAUCUAAAACAAUUAUUAUUCCACAACCAACCAUAAAUAAUACCUCACCAACAACUGUUGUUGAUAUACCAUCAAACAAUUCCAAAAAUGAUAUUAUUUAUAAAUCAAUUAUUUCAAUAGUCUCAAUAAGAGAAAUAGGUAUAGAUGGCACUCAAAUUUUUGAAAAGAAAUUAGAGAAAUGGGUGUAUAAAAACUUAACAGAUAACAUAUAUCAAUAUCAUACCAACAUCACUGGGAAAUUAAAUACCACCACAAACAUCGAGGUAACUUUAGAAUGGUUCGAGAAUGAAAGUAACAUUACAUUUGCCAAUCAAGUUAUAAAGAUGAACCCUUCAACUAUUAAAUAUAAGAUCAAAAUCGAAAACCACCCUUUCGAAUCAAAACUAAAUUCCUUAGAAUUAGUAAUGUCAGCAUCGAUAGAAUCUAAGAAAACCGACAACAUUUGCUCAUCAAAUCAAUUUGGCAAUACAACAGAAGGUGAUAAUGCAAACUACAUAAAGAUUCAAGUUGAAAAUCAUUCAUUAUAUGGUAAAUUUAUAAAAAGAGGUGUAUUCGAUGAUAGUAAUAUCAAAAGUAUAUCAAACCAAAUUAUAUUUAACGAAGGAUCUAAAAAUAAUGAAUAUUCAUCCAAUUCAUUAAUUGCUAUUAAAAUUAGUUAUUUCGAAUCCAAUGUAAUUAUCGAUCCAGAUUUUUCAGUUUUAAUUGAACCAUCACCAGCUUCCAAAAAUUCCCAAAAUUCAAUUUGUUCAAGUUCAUCUAAACUCAGUACUGCCAAAAUUGCAGGAAUAGUUGUUGGUUGUACCGUAUUUGUAGCUGUAAUUAUUGCAACUAUUGUUUAUCUAAUAAAAAGAAAAAAAAUAUUAUAUUUUGAAGCUAAAUUAAAGGAAUUAAAUAAAUAA